UUCAUGUGGAAUGGCUGCUCCGGGACUCCGUAGAGAAGCUGGUGGUUUGUUGACAUUUUUCUCCAUCAGCUGAGUGGCCAGAAGUUAGCCGUCGAGUUUCCGAGCAGCUCAGAACAAACCAACACCUCAGCUUUAUUUUUACCCGCUGACGCUGUCAUUCAGCUGUCACAAACCACAAACGCUUCACUCAUGUUUUACAUAACCAGCGGUGCUACACAGAAAACCAAGGGUUGCUGCGACCGUUAGCUACAUAUAGCUAGUGUUCGGCUGCAGCUAGCCUGGCUACGGAAAAGGCUAGCGACGUUAGCCGAUGUGAAGCGAAGACAUGGAGGGGAUACUUUACAAAUGGACGAACUACAUGACAGGAUGGCAGCCUCGCUGGUUCGUCUUAGAGAACGGAGUCAUCUCUUAUUACGACAGCGAGGACGAUGUUGGCAAAGGAAGCAAAGGAUCCAUCAAGAUGUCCGUAUGUGACAUUAAAGUUCAUCCGACAGAUACGACCCGUCUAGAGUUGAUAAUCCCUGGUGAACAGCAUUUCUACGUACGAGCUGUGAACGCUGCAGAGAGGCAGAGGUGGCUCGUGGCUUUGGGGUCAUCCAAAGCUGGGACACUGGACAGUAACAAACACAAAGGUCCAGACUGUCUGAAGACAAAAAUGUCUGAACUCCGCCUGUACUGUGACCUCCUCGUCCAGCAGGUCCAAACAAUCCAAUCACAGUACAGCGCUGACUCAGAGACCGCGCCGACUUCUGAGGCCUCGCUCCUCAGUGCCACAUGUGCCACUUUCAUCAGGACUCUGGAGGAGUGUAUGACCCUGGCCAAUCACAGUUUGACUCCUGACCUCCGACCUCCUGAAAGGAUGAAGCGGUCAAUCAGUCACCCUGGAACAUACAGCUUUGACAGGUCAGGUGUACUGAAGGAGUACGUGAGUGGAGGUCAAAGGUCAACUCAGCGGAGAAACCGUACCAACUCUGACAGCUCGGUUUAUGAUACUGAACGUUUGCUGCCUGCUCUCAACGGUGACUCGUCCUCCAUUCCCGAGGAGAGGGCAGGCAGUGUGAGCCCAAAGACCACGCCCACUGACACAGACACUGACCUUUCCAUCUGAAGACCCCAAGAUGCCCAUCCAAACCCUGAUAAACUCUAGAAGAUGUCACAAACGCCACCAGAUCAUUAUUUGCUGAGAUACUGACACCAUUACACCAAGGAUGAACAUUUUCGUUGUAGGAACGUCCUUCACAAGCUGUUUCUCAGCUAAUUGCCAAACAAAAGCACUUUGGAUUCAUAAGCUUUCAUUUCAUGAAGUCUUUCAGUUGCACAGUAUACACUAGACCUAGACUGACGGCAAUUCAGUCCCAAGCUGAAGUUCGAGAAAUUGAGAGUAUGAAUUAUAUGAAGCUUUAACCUGAUGAGGUGAGAGGACUCCACACUGUUAACCUUUCAGAUUUAACCAUGGAUACUUUUGUAGUCAUGUAGUUGUACUUGAAGUCCACAUCCUGGAUUCAAGGAAAAUUGUAAGUAUCCCCAGUCGAUCCAGCGAAUUUCCUCAGCUGGAACCAGAUGAUUGUAUCAGGCAGCUCCGUGACGCAGUGUGGACACGAUGAACUAUGAAUUCCUGGUUUCUGGAACAAUUAGAUGCCAGGGCUGCUUUAAUCAGAAUGUACUGAAGGUUUGUUGUGUUCUGAGGUUUGUUUGUGCAUCCAAAAACUGACCGCAGAGCCAAAAGUUUUGUUCAGUGGCACUUAGACAGGAUGUUGAAAUCCAGCAACUGUGACGCAAAAGCAUCUAUUUUUCUGGCUUUUCCUAAAGAGCCCCAAAUUACUUCUUUCCUCCCGUCUUCUGUGUUCUUCUUCCAGGCCUCCAGCUGAGCUCAUUGCCGAAAGCAAAGGCAAAAAAAAAAAGUUCUCCAUCACUCUUCGUCCCUGCUUUAACGAGUCUGCUUGUGUCUUCAGAUGUUUGCCAAAACAUAAUCACCUGCAUUAAAGCUGCCACCUUUCUUUUUCCAGGCGGUCAUGCUCAGCCUGGACCGUGUUACGCUCUUUGCAUCUUGUCCUCGUUUUGAGCCGAGUUUCACCUAAACUCCUAAGACAAGUGAACAGAAAUACUAAAUUUCAGAUAAUCUAGCUGGGAAUGUGAGCAAAUCUUUGAAUUUCUUAAUUAUUUCCUUGAAGAUGUGACCCUGACACCACUCAUUUUAGGGUGAAUAUGAAAACUGAGCUUUUUAGCAAUCGGUCACUGACAUGACUGAAGCAUUAAUGCUAGCUCAGAUCAUAUUAUAUUUGUGUGUGUGGUCACUGUGUCAGAUUAGGAGAUGUUUUAGAAGAUGGAUUCAGUUUUGGGAUUUAAUUGAGGCGGAAGUGCCUUCAACCUGCAUUCCUUUUGAUUGCCAGCAGGGGGCGACUCUUUGUGCUGCCUAGUCUUUGUGGAACUGUGAAGGUCGUUUUGUAAUUUACUAAAGUCAGAAAGGAGAAUCAUCCAGGUGCACUCGUAGACUUACGACUUUUCAGUUAUUUGUCCUCUGUUUCUUGGUCACAUUCAUCACUUGUUCAUCAAAAUUCUCUUCAAAACAACCGAAUGGUGGCGGAUAAAAACUUUGCCUUUUGUGAAUGAGAGUCACCACAGAUGCCACAUCCCAGUCAGUCACACUUGUUAUCCAGCCUUUUCAAAUGAGAGAACCAAAGUGUUGUGUAUAAACUGACAUAUAGUCUGUUUUACAGUCCUGCGUUUCCAACACUGGCAACAUCGUUUCUCUUUUGUUUUUGUCAUUUUCAGCUUCACGGAAAACUGGAGAAGGUUCCGGAAACUGAAGCGUAAAAAUCAAAAACCUUAUCUGAACCUUACUGUGAUCUGAUCUCCUCUUUAAGGUCAUUUUCAGCAUGUCUUUUUCUUUCCUCCAUUCUGACCACUCUCACUGUGUGACUUCACCAUGGACCUCACAUUAGUGCAAAGAACGAACAUCAACUUUUACUUUAAACUCAUCCAGAGUUUGUGGAUGAUCAUCGUUGGUGAUGAGAGCUGAAUCUUUAGCUAUGACCAAGCAGUUUCCAGUCAAAGACCAGAGUUUCCAAGUCCAAAGGCAGCACAUCAGGUUGAGGAAACUUAGAAGAAUGCUCUGCAUUUUUUUCAACAUUUAUCUGGUUGUGCAUCAUGGAUUCGUUCCCCAGCACAAGGCUGUGGAUACAGAGUUCUGCUGUAACAUCCUGAGGUGUCUGAGGGAGGAGAUUCAGAUGCAACGAUCUGAACUGUGGGGAUUUUCAGCCACAGACAUUCAGGCUUCGCUCACCACCUGUCUAACUCCCCAGAUUUGCCUCCCUGUGCCUGUGUUCACUUCCUGAAAGUAUAAAAUCAUGAGAAGUAUAACUGUUCAGACACACGAGAGGCGAUCAAGCAGCGUCGCAGAGGAGCGAGUGCAAGGAGACAGCAGCAGUCAUCUAAAAACUGCAGCCACACUGGUGAUCAAAAGUUUACAGUGUUUGAUUUUCACAUGUUGAUUCCCAAAACCUUAUCAAACUUUAAAAAUAUGUAAGGCUUAACGUUUCAGACGAUGAUGUAUUGUUUGCAAAGUGUUGUCUUUGUAAAUUUCUUUCUGAGGAGCUGCAAGGAGGAAAAAACGUGUUUGUGACAUUUGAAAAACUGCCUGCAGAAAGUAUCCACAGCAGGAUAAACAGUGUUCACCGCCAGAAAAUUAAAAAAAAACACAAGAUAUAUAAUUUUCUGUGGCUCAGACACUCUAAAGGUCAAAGUGACACAUUGAGUGGAAGAAGACAUUUAGAUUUGUGUGCGUGUGUGAGAGACGAGGAAGGCUGUCCCAAAUCUUCACACAUCACCUUUGAAGUCUGCACAGUGUCGUGUCACGCCACGCCACGCUUGCAUUGUUGUUCAAACACAGAAAAAGUAGUCAUGUGAAAACAAAGCAAACACAGUGAUGCUCACCAACGUUCCCGGCAGAAUACUGAACUGAAAAAAACCCCCAAACAUUUGAUGCCGUAGUGCGUUUGUGUUUACAUUAACGUCACUCGUGCCAAUUUAGAUGGACCACGUCUGUUGUAUCCUAAGCUUUGUGAAUUUUGUGGGUGUUUUGAAACAGACAGUUUUCCUGGUAACUUUACAGUACUUUCCCUUAACAUCCAUUUUUCUUUCAUGUGGUGACUUUUGCACUCCAGAGUCUUUUUUUAUAAAAAAUAUUUGAGAACUAAAUAAGUGGAUUAUAGUGACAAUGGUACUGCGUGUUGGAAACAGUGAUGGCUGUGAAACUUUGAAAGCUGCAGCCUUAAAUAUAUGAAAACUUCUUGAAACUUUUCUUCUGUGUAUUAUUCUACUCGAAUGUCUGUUCACUCUCUGUGAUGAAGACCCAGAGGUGCAUUUCCUGUGUAUAAUCAGAGCUGCACACAGUUUAAACUUUGGAUGUUAGCUUCAUGUCCUGUCACUGACCUGUGAUGUUACUCUCAUCUGCAGAGAGCUGUAUUUGAUCGUUAUGUGGGCCCAUCUAAAAUAAAGUCUACAUUUUGCCAAAUUUUCAGACUUGAUAGCACGACGACAACGCUUAAUGAGCUUUUGCUUCUCUGACUACUGACGUGGUCCACCGGCUGGUUCGGGACAUAUUUGGGCCUCAUAUAUGAUCCAUUUUCUGUCCAAUAACACAGAUGAUAGAUUAAAUCGAUCAAAAACUGGACUUUUUUUAAAAAAAAUUUUAUUAUUGAAUCACUUUCAGGACCCUUAUUAAUACAGUGAAUUUUUAAAAAAGUUUUAGAUUUACCUUUACCUAUGGUCGUGAGCUUAUACAGUCGACACCGCUUCUCUGAAUUGAAAGAGCCAGCUGACAUAGUUUGGACUUCCAGGGGCAGAUCCAGCACACUCAGGAGAGAUUGUGGCUCUCGGCUAGUUUGGGAAUUUCUCAAAGAGCAGGAGGUGGGAGCAUCCAUGCCCCUGUGCCCAGAGAAGCCGUAGACCAUGCAUAAACAAUGAGCUGAUGAAUGCAGGGGAGAGAACUCAUCAGAAUAUAUUUGCUGAGCUAUGUAAGAGGAAUAUUACAAACUCUAGAUAUAUGAAUUUUAAAAUAAAUAUAAAGAUGUUUUUCUUGCUGUUCUUUGGCAUCCAGAUAUUGAGAUCCCGCCCAUAUCUUAAUGAGUCAUCUUUGCAAGUACGGGGAGGCUGACUGUGUUACAUGUAAGCCGCCCUUUCCACAUUUCCAUGCUAAGCAAACUGUUUAGCUGUAGAUUCAUGUGUUCAGGAUUCUUUGGAACCCCCCCCCAAAUAAAUAAAUAAAUAAAUAAAUAUCCUGCCCUUAAACACCUCAGUCAACAAGCUCUGAUGUGUGAGAGAGAGAAGCUUAAAUAUUACACUCCUGAGUUACUCCCAAAUCUCUUUUUUUCUUCUUGCGGAUUAUUUUGUAUUUGUUGUGGCCAAACCAGCAGAGAUUUUCAUGCCUUAACUGUCUCUGAGUGACGUAAGUGGGUGUAUCAGAUCAGAUUUUCAUUGUCUGAAUAAAGAAAUGUUUGAAACUGAAGGUGGUUUUUUUUUUUCCCUUUCAUAUUUAAGGGUUUAUAUAGACCUUUAACACGCAUGCAUAUACUACCUGCCCAUAAAUCAACAGCAGUUUAAGACUUUUAAUAGGAGCUUUGUGUUUAUUCAGCUGGUGGGAGGUUGUGGAGGGGCCUGGACGAUGAUCCUGUUGCGUGUUUACAAAAGGUGUGUGUAUGCAUAUGUGCUUGUGUGUGUCGAUCUGUGGUUGGAAGUCGGCUCUUUAUUUUAUUUAUUUUCUGACAGCGAUGAGCUCAGUGUGUCUCUUCCUCAAACAGCACAUAUCAAGACGCACUCACCUGACGCUCAUUUGCACAAAGACACGCAGGUGUGUGAAGCAGAAGUAUCCCGGACCUGAGGCAGAGAACCGGGAAGCAUGGACGAGUCUGGAGGACUUCACUCAGAUUCUGAACAAAACACUGAGGACAAUCAAGCACAUCGUCAAAAACAAGCAAAGAGUCUAUCUCGCUGCCCUGACUGCUACAACCACAAGGCACACUUCAGGUCUCGGUGGGGGGGCAGGAGUGAGUCCAGCUCAUCUGACGAAGACUUUGGAUCAGAGGUUAAGUCCGACUCAGAAGCAGAGUCCAGUUCCAGCAGCAGUUGCUUUACUGGGAACGUCGUAGAAGAGACACCAGUGAGGCCUGUGUGUGAAGACACUGCUGAACCUGAUUCUGGAGGGCAGGAUGGUGUCAGGCGAGCGGAGACAUCUGAGACUCCAGAGGAUAAGGGAAGGAUGAAGGGGAUGCUCAAAAGACCUCAGCUAACCAAGUCUGUCAGUCUCCUGCCCCACCCUCGCCAAGUCACCUCCACCCUUCACCUCCAGGUGCUGCCCCAAAAACACAAGAAUGACACCACCUACACCAUCUGCCGACCAGAGAGAGGGGGAACCUUAGGAAGAAGAGACAAUAUCCCUCCCUCUGUACCAUUCCCAUGCCCGCGGCAGCCACCACAUCUUCAGCCUGACUAUAUUCCUCCUCUUGUACGUCAGGGUCAAUAUAUACCUCCACCUCUGCACACGUUUCCUAUGUUAUAUGCACCUCUUCAGGCUCCAAAUGCAUCCUGCACACAUCUGCAAACACUUACUGCACAACCAUGCCAGUGUUAUUACUGUAUGUACUUUCCUCACACACACUGGAGUCAUUACAGCAGUACACAGCUGCCCUGGUAAUACAGUGCCCUGCAGUGUUGUAUACAGCCCUUAAGCAUGUGAAAAAACCAAUAAAGAAAUGUGAAUAUAAGGCAUUAAAUUAAUGUUUUGUCAUUGUAAACAAUAAUGCAAUAAUCCUGUCUGGGAGAGUGGACCUCCCCUGCAUACAUCACAUGCAUGCAAUCGUAAAGGACCGUUUUGUUUGAAUCCUGCGUGGAAACCUCAUCUAGUAGGAGGGGCUUAUAAACAAGAGAGAGUCACAUAAGGACUGCUCGAUCAUCAAAUUUGUAUUUUUUUUUUUUUUUAUAUUACAGUUUUAGUUAAAU
Messenger RNA from Haplochromis burtoni (Burton's mouthbrooder), 6996 nucleotides. It is a transcript of the gene plekha3, whose product is annotated as pleckstrin homology domain containing, family A (phosphoinositide binding specific) member 3. Lineage: Eukaryota; Metazoa; Chordata; Actinopteri; Cichliformes; Cichlidae. Gene Ontology annotation, biological process: endosome organization; retrograde transport, endosome to Golgi; receptor recycling. The record is from RefSeq and is a predicted model, not a curated record. Gene Ontology annotation, cellular component: trans-Golgi network; recycling endosome; early endosome. Bases 326 to 1108 code for a protein of 260 amino acids. The transcript is spliced from 10 exons.